AUGGCCACCCUCUUCCGGCGGUCGCGGCACAUCUGCCAAUGCCACCGAGCCUUCUCAACAUCACCCCCAAAACCCGUCAGUCUCCAAUGGGACCGAAACGACCCGGAAGCCCUCGCAGACGUCCUCCCUCCCUACCCCUACGGCCCAACCAGGUGGUUCAAACAAUCCCGCCUCGGCCUCUACGGCGGCCAACGCAUCCAAUUCGGCAACAACGUCAGCGAGAAGUUCGAGACCAAAACCCGCAGACGAUGGUACCCCAACAUCCUCACCAAGAAACUCUUCAGCCGUGCUCUGAAUCGCUACGUGCAGAUCCGCGUGAGCGCGAGGGUGCUGAGGACGAUUGAUAAGCUGGGGGGUCUGGAUGAAUAUCUGCUGGGAGAGAAGGAGGCGCAGAUCAAAUCCCUGGGGGAGUCCGGGUGGUGGUUGCGGUGGGCGAUUAUGCAGACGCCGGCCGUCAAGAAGAGGUUCAAGGAGCAGAGGGAGCGCUUGGGAUUGCCUGCCGAGAGGGAAGAGCUGGAAUCGAUGGUUGAGGCUCUGAGUCCCAAGGAGGAAGAGGAUCUCAUGGAGGAAACGGAGGCUGUGGCCAUGGACGAUGCUUUCCAGGUCACGAAGACGGAAGGCCUGCGACCUAUCAAAUUCCGCGUCGGAAGGGCGCAGCACGUCGUUCUCACGGCGGAUGGCUGGCGACGGACUCGUCCGGAUAGUAGCAAGAUUGUCAAGGAAGCGAUUGCGAAGCAGCACUACUCCAACUAUGUGCAGCAGUCAAUGGCAGCGUAUGCGAGAGCACUGCGGCGGAAGUUGGCGGAAAGUGAGACGGAAGUCUCGCAGCAAGACUUGCGUCAGGCCAUGAGGACCGCCAAGAACGAGUUUAAGCAUCAGAUGGCGUUGAAAGUCGAUGAGUUGUAUGAGGAGAGGCAAGCAGCGAAGAAGCGACGCGCGACUCAAAAGAGGAGGGAUACACAAUACCUGAGGCAGAGAAGAGAGAAGCUCGAGACUGCUGCUGCGGCCGGUAGUGUUGCCGAAACCGCCUAG
Messenger RNA from Lecanosticta acicola, 1032 nucleotides. The record is from the annotation of a GenBank genome assembly. Lineage: Eukaryota; Fungi; Ascomycota; Dothideomycetes; Mycosphaerellales; Mycosphaerellaceae.